Molecule: messenger RNA, 4323 nt
Organism: Solea solea (common sole)
Lineage: Eukaryota; Metazoa; Chordata; Actinopteri; Pleuronectiformes; Soleidae
Gene: bmpr1bb
Product: bone morphogenetic protein receptor, type IBb
Exons: 13
Coding region: 1558-3291 (577 amino acids)
Biological process (GO): dorsal/ventral pattern formation; protein phosphorylation; BMP signaling pathway
Cellular component (GO): signaling receptor complex; plasma membrane
Molecular function (GO): SMAD binding; transforming growth factor beta receptor activity, type I; ATP binding
Source: RefSeq, a predicted model, not a curated record
UUAUUAUUGGUGGUGUUAAAAGGGUUUGUUGCACAUCAUGUGAAGCACGUUGAGUUCCAUUGCUCUUUUAUUAAAUGUGCUAUAUACACAUAUAAUUGAUUGAAUAACAAGGGAAAAUGUGGCUACUCUAUUAUCACUAUCAGGGACCUGCAUUUGGAUGCAUUCAUUCAUUUAUUGUCCAUUCACAGCAGAGGUCUCAAACUCGCGGCACUCAGACCACAAGUGGCCCCCCGAGAACUGGUCCACGGCCUCCUUCCCCUGUGGCUAACUUAUAGACAGAAUAUAAUACUAAAUAUGAUUGUUAGCUGUUGUCAUGAACAGUGAGCAAUAUUUUUUAAUAAAAAUAAGUAGAUUUAUAUGUUCAAAUGUUAUAUCAUUUAUGAUUUAAAUUUUGAUUAUUAUUGUUGUGAACUGCGUAUCGUUCCAUAUCAUAACAAGUGCCUUUACUUUGAAAUUCUGUGAAACGUCAUCAUAAAUAUCAUUAUUGCGUUAUUGUGAUAUGAUUUUGACUGGACACUCAUUAUAUACAUGUUGUUUGAGUUUGAGACCCCUGAUUUACAGUUCUGUGCUGUUCUGUUCUCUGGUCAUAAACAUGAUUUAGGAAUGAAUUAACUUUUAUUCAAACAAAUAGAAAAAGCAUUACAUCAACAUACGAGCAUUAAGCUAACACUAUGCUUUCUUUCUUUCUUUCUGUUUUUUUUAACACACAUCCUUUUAGUAUGUUGUUUUUAAUUAUUUAUAUUCACACCGUAGACUGUAUUACAGUGAUAUUCGGUUUUAGUAAUUGUUUAUUUAAUAACAGGCAACAGGGUUAAGCAGUGUUCCAUCAUUAGGUUGUUCCUAAUGUGCACUUCUCCAGGCCGCCGGAGGUGGGCGCUGCUGUGCGCAGGUCGACAAGAGACUUUUUCAAUCAGCCUCAGCUGAGGAGAGAGAGAGGAAAAAAGUCCGCGCUACACUUGGAAAACUCUGACACAAGAAGACAUUGGCGAACACUUGCAAAUAAAGGAGAGCACUGACUGCCGGGGUUUCUCCUGUCACGGCAAACGGGAACCGUAUGGUUGGAAAGCAAGAAGAAGACGAGGAAGACGAGUGCGGAAGGUCUGGCUGGGUUCAGUGACAGGAUGCUUUUUGAUGUUGCGGGUUUGGAUGGUCCAGGAGAGGGCAGAGAGCACUUGGAGUCAUACCUGUGAGGCCGUCUGCAAAGGAAAAAAUGUGCUGACCACAGCUGCAAGCAAGCAGCACAGGACAGAGGAAGACAGACGAGGAGGAUGCUCCAGGCACAAUAAAGAAGAAGCUGCCUUUGCAUAGAUCAUAUCAGGCUGUCAGUGUGGAGUAGAGUUGGAGGCUGCGGGGCGGCUGUGAGCUGUGUGAAGUUCCUGAGAGUGCAGAGAGGCAGUCACUCACAGAGAGACACUUGUACGGGCAGGAGAGCACUGGCACUCUGGCACACGGACGGAUAUAAAGACGCACACUCUCGCACCUUUGCCACUCUUGCACGACCGUGUUCGUUGUGGCUGCACCUCAGGGAUUUGACAGAGGCGGGUCGGUGCUGGUGUGAUGGUGGCGCUGUGGUCGCCUCAGGAGUGGGCCUGGCAGGCGGUUCUCCUGGUGACCAUACUGGCAUCGCUGGGUCUUGGGUCUGAUGCCAACAUGUUGGACACCAUGUUGCUAAAGAAUGGACGGAAGCGGGGGUCAGAGCGAAAGGCGGAGGAGAGCAGCAGCAGCAGCAGCAGCAGCAGCAGCAGCACAGCCACAGUUUCAGUUCAGAACAUGCUUUUGUGCCACUGCAACCACCACUGCCCCGAAAACUCCUUCAACAACACUUGCAUAACUAACGGUUACUGCUUCACCAUGGUGGAGGAGGAGGACGGCGGCGUGGCCGUUCUCACUGCAGGAUGUUUAGGAUUGGCUGGUUCGGAGUUCCAGUGUCGAGACACGGGGAAGUCGCGCUCCAGGAGAGCUCUGGAGUGCUGCACCGACCAGGACUACUGCAACCGAGAUUUGCAUCCCACUCUUCCUCCGCUCAUGACGUCAGAUUAUGUGGACAGCAGCAUCCAGUACAUGGCUCUCUUCAUCUCAAUCACAGUCUGCACCAUCAUCCUUGGCCUCAUCCUUGUCUUUUUCUACUUCAGGUAUAAGCGGCAGGAGUCACAGCCGCGCUACAGCAUCGAUCUGGAGCAGGACGAGACCUACAUCCCGCCUGGAGAGUCACUGAAGGACCUGAUCGAGCACUCCCGGAGCACAGGGUCUGGCUCAGGCUCAGGUCUCCCUCUACUGGUGCAGCGAACCAUUGCCAAGCAAAUUCAGAUGGUGAAGCAGAUUGGAAAAGGGCGAUACGGAGAGGUCUGGAUGGGCAAAUGGAGAGGAGAGAGAGUGGCAGUCAAAGUCUUCUUCACCACAGAGGAAGAGAGCUGGUUCAGAGAGACGGAAAUUUAUCAGACCUUCCUGAUGAGACACGACAACAUACUCGGAUUCAUAGCGGCCGACAUUAAAGGAACAGGCUCAUGGACUCAGCUGUACCUGAUCACAGACUACCACGAGAAUGGAUCCCUGUACGACUACCUCAAGUCCAACACCUUAGACGUCAACGCUCUGCUGAAACUGGCCUACUCCUCCAUCUCAGGCCUCUGUCACCUGCACACCGAGAUCUACGGCACACAGGGCAAAGCGGCCAUAGCGCACAGAGACCUGAAGAGUAAAAACAUCCUGGUUAAAAAGAACGGCUCCUGCUGUAUAGCAGAUCUGGGCCUGGCUGUCAAGUUUAACAGUGACACAAACGAAGUGGACAUCCCUCCAAACCUGCGCGUCGGGACUAAGCGCUACAUGCCGCCUGAAGUGCUGGACGAGACCCUGAACAGGACCUAUUUCCAGUCUUUCAUCAUGGCCGACAUGUACAGUUUCGGUCUCAUUGUUUGGGAGAUGGUGCGACGCUGCAUCUCUGGAGGUCAGCCUUAUUUUCUUUUAAAACAUCGUCUGGGUGUUUUUUUCUUAAUGAUCCCACUGAUACCCACGCAUGUGCUCUUUCUUCCUGCAGGCAUUGUGGAGGAGUAUCAGCUGCCCUAUCACGACCUCGUGCCCACUGAUCCUUCCUAUGAGGACAUGAGGGAAGUUGUGUGCAUUAAGAAGCAGAGACCUUCGUUUGCUAAUCGCUGGAGCAGUGAUGAGUGUCUACGACAGAUGGGGAAACUGAUGUCCGAGUGCUGGGCUCACAACCCGGCCUCGCGCCUCACAGCCCUGAGGGUGAAGAAGACCCUGGCGAAGAUGUUGGAGUGCCAAGACAUCAAAAUGUGACAGGGGAUCGAGAAAGACGCUCUCAUCAUUCAGAGACUGGUCACUGCCACUGGCAGGGCUCCGCUUACACUGGCUGAUAGAAGACAGGGAGAGGAGAGAAGAAAAAAAAAAGAAAAAAAAGGAGACUUGUCAAUGUUGGGACAAAGGAAAGUGACAGGGAACAAGAGUGAUGGACGUGUUUGGUCGAUGGGGAGACAGAAAAAUGAGAGGCAAAAGAUUUAUUGUGUCUGGAGAGAUGUGACCUCCCGUGUCACCUGCGCCUCAGACAAAGUGUUCACGUUGUGCUUUCUGUGAAAGCUUAAGCGGUUGUUGGGUCCCGACUGUCCAGGUGGGCAUGUGGACAGGGACCCGUGCAGGAGACUGCAGGUACUGAAAUCCCUCUGACCUGUUCCACGCAGAGGGAGCUCCUGCUCUGCCCGACUAAAGCCAUACAUACACACACAUACUGUAUAUAUACACAUCAGUAUCGCAGUAUUUCAUGUGCAGUCUUUUGUACCGUCACAGCUGCCUUCAUGUUUGUUUUUUUAAGUUUUGACUCAGUCACUACUCGCUAUAAUGUCAUAGCAGACUGUAGACUGUCUUUUAGUUCACUAUCAAUUUCCCAAAGUGAAGACUAUUUCAUGCCCAGUGACCGCUCAAAAUUAUUAUUAUUAUUAUUAUUAUUGUUAUUACUGAUAAUUACUUUUUUAAUGUUGAAAGAAGAUCUCUGGGUUAAAGUGUUUAUAUCACUGAGUUUGUGAACUUUCUCCUUCAUAUUCCUCUUUGGUGUCUUUAAUUUCCACUCACAGUUCAUUUGUAAAUAGCUGAGCUGAAAUCUAUUGAUAAUUAUUGACUUGCUGGAUGUUAAAAUUGUGUUUUUUUUUUUUUUUUUGACAAUGUCUGUAUGCAGAAUUAUGUCCCGUCCACUCUACCACUGCGGCAUGUGCCUUAUUUAAUCUGUACAUAAUGUGAUCAUGAGAGUGUACGAGUGGAUUUGGAUUACAUUCCCUAAUUAAACAAACUGUGUCCUAAAGCCUUGUCGCUUCGUGCUCA